Messenger RNA from Symbiodinium pilosum, 3216 nucleotides. The record is from the annotation of a GenBank genome assembly. Lineage: Eukaryota; Dinophyceae; Suessiales; Symbiodiniaceae.
AUGGUACCUUCCAAGCUCCUGAAGGGCCUCGGAGUGGGAUUCGCUGGCCCCGACUCCUCCCAGAGCAUUGCACUGGUGAACUUAAUUCUGAGUGGCGUGGUUGUGGUCCUUUUGAUCCUGGCGCUUCCGUGGCGCCGCUUGCGGUGGCCGGUCCCGAUGCCGUGGGACAUCUUCCGCAGGGUUUCCUAUGCAAAUUUGCGAAUGGUUCGGCCCGAAUUCUACGAGCUAGAUAGUGUUGUUCUGGAAGUCACUCAGCUGGACCCAUCAAGAUUUGGAAAUGUCAAGGGUGAAGAUGCAACCUUGCCAUUGCAAGAGCUCCUGGAGUGGGUAGCAAAGCACCCGUUCACUGGCUACAAGGGUGGCAUCGCUCGCUUGGUCGGUAAACUUUUGUGGCUGGACUCUGAGAACCCAGAUUUGAUUUCAGAGAUUGCAGGCUUCAACGACAUAGAUCUUAUCUAUUUCCUCCAAGACGGCGAGGACCACAAGAAGGCUGAAAUGAAGGCACUCGUGGAUCAGGGCCUGGAAAUUGGAGGCAUUCCAGUAGAAGCCCAGGAUGUUGAGUACAGCUACGACACUGUGGGAAACAUCCUGGCCACGCGUGACCUAACUCAAAACCAAUGUAUAGUCGUGUCUGAUGAUGAUGGAAAGGUUUUCUUGAUUAAUGCCAAGAUCUGCCGCGAGCACAUGCUUCGAAGUAUGACGGCGCCUGCAACAGCUUCGGAGGUCAGCACGUUGGAUGAUCGUGGCAACGUUAUUGCUGCUCCAAGAGUUGUGGGACGAGCUAUGGUGCAGUGGAUGAAGGGCCGUGCGCGACAUGUGGAGCUCUCGGAGCACACAAGGAAUUUCUACAAGCAACAGAAGCUUCCAAAGAUGACAAUGUUUCAGAUCCUCUCCAAGGCCAAGGGCAAUGAAAUGUACAUGAAGGUUUACACAGAGCUGGUCCGCCUUGGCUUCGUGGAGAAGCAGCAGUACCCGCACGUGCUUUGGGGGGAAUGCUAUGCUCAUGUGAAUUCUCUCAUCGCAAGGCAUGGGUACAGGCUGGAGCUCGAGAGUGAACUCAAUUCCGAAGCUGUGGAGCGGUGGAAGGAGGCCAAAUAUGCAGAGCAGCUUUCACGAACCCGUGUGAGCGCUUUCCGAGACUUCCGCUUCCAUCAGAUGGUUUUGGACGAAAGUUUCCUCGUGCCGUACGGCAUUGCAGAUACUGCUCUUACGCAUAGCCUGAAGGCACACAUUGCUGGUUCGGACAGCUUUGAGCAUCCUUCCCAUGCGCAUUUGUCAUACCUCCGUCAACAACGAAGCACUGCAGCCAUGCACGUGGAGGACGGCUCCAUCAUUGGACAGACGGGCUUCGAGCACACAGAAGUGGGUCGCACCUUUGAAAUGGGUGGUAGCGAGGCACCUGGUAGCCGUACGAGGAUCCUGCGCCGAGCAGCUUUUGAGAGUUCCAAGGCGCGUGCUCGACGCAUCGUUGACCGCAUCUUGACAAGCGGCGGAGCAUUCAUGGAGCAGGAUGAAGCUCUUCCUGACAAUGCCGACCCGAUGCUGGCUCAGAACCUCUUCGGGAAACUGACCUUGACAGAAGCUUUCCUGCAGCUGCUGAGGAUCGGCAAACUGGCAUGGCCAGGAUUUCUGGCAGCCUUCCUCGUAAAUUGCGUGGCCGCCGUGCUAUACAUCCUGGUGAUAAACCAUCUGCUGGGCACCUUCUGGCUUCUCGCAGCUGCGUCGUCCAGCCUGCUGGGCGCUUGGCUCUUCAUUCGGUCUGCGAAUGAUGCUAUGCUGAUCGUGCUGACGUCCAUGUACCUGGCCUUGCUCAACAUCAAGACAGAGGCCUUCACCACGCGGAUGUUUUCAGAAGUCUGGAGCCGACUUGUUGGAGAUACUCGGGCGCUUCAGGGCGUGCUGGAGUCCUGCAAUGACUUCAGCAUCGAGUCUCUGACGGUCAUUGGGGCCUUGUUUGCAAUCCUGGGCCUUGCUGCUACACAGCCAACCUGUGACAGUAAGCCCGUUUGGAAUGCCAUCUUUGUAGCAUUUUCUGCUGGUGCCCUCAUGGCUGCAAUGUCGCUCCUCGCGUGCUUCAGCCUCCGAAGUUGCUCCAGACAGACGCGCAGCAUGAUCGGGUACUUGUACUCUGACAUGUUCAGCACCCUCAGCAACUUCUUUGAAAUUAAGUCCGUGGCCGAGAAGCUGUCGUCAGCAAAGGCGACGUACGAGGAGAUUCAAGAUGCCAACCUAGAGCAACGUAAGAAGCUGACACUGAUCCACCAGGUUAUGCAGAUCUUCCUCCGCUACACGGAACUGGCAUGCAUCACUCUUGCACUCUUCAAGCUCUUCCACUCAACGGCUGUUGGAACUUCAUCUGAGUGCGUUCACAGCUAUUCUGUCUUCGCCGUGUCUGUUCCCAUCCUACUCAGCGCUAUACGCCGGGCAUGUGAGGCGCUGCUGCAGCUGUCUUCCUCCAUUGGUUCCUUGGAGCGUCUGUUCUUACUAUCACGUGCUCUGCUUCGCAUGGCGGCGCCACGCUUCGAUGGCAUCAACAAGCUGUCUGCCGAAGUUUCCCUGGAAAUUCCGCAAGGAUUCACCUACUGCAUGGGCUCAGCACAGUUUGGACCUUUUGCACACAUCCCUGCCCUUGCUGCAGCAAAGACUGGGCAACUGAAUGUCAUGGCCAUGCCGCGCAGUGCUGGAGCAACAACGUUUGCGAAGCUUCUGCUGCGGAUGUUGGAUGCCCCUGCGAAGAUUAAGCUGAACGGAGAACAUGUGGAGCACUAUGAGCUUGAGACCAUCAACUUUUCCAUCCACGUCAUUGAUCACGCUCCUCUGCCUUGCAGCGUGGCUCGAACACCUGGCCAGGGGAGCUCCCUUGCCGAGUAUAUACAGAUGGGCCUUGAGGAUAUGGGUAUGCCUCUGCAGUCUUGCCUAGAGCAGGCAGGCAUGUGGAGUAGGGUGGUCAACCUCCCCAACGGUGUGGAAAGCAUAGAUUGGGCCUCCAACAUGUCAAAGCCAGAGGCCUUCAGGAUCCAGUUGGCCCAGGCCAUCUUCCGAAUAUCGCUUGGGGCCGUCAGGGUGCUUUUGAUUAUUGAUCCGCUGAGAAACUGUAACCAAUGCGAGUUGGAGUCCGUGCGGAGGCUCUGGGUCAAAGCUCUCGAACCCUUGAAAAACCGUGUCCUUGUCUUGAUUGUCGAUCAAACUGGCAAUACAAGUCAGUGGGCGCUUUAA